AUGGCGUUCGUCAAAGUCGUCAAAAACAAGGCAUACUUCAAGCGGUUCCAAGUCAAGCCUCGACGCCGGCGGGAAGGGAAGACUGACUACCACGCUCGAAGGGCCUUGAUCAUCGUUGACAAAACCAAGUAUAACACCCCAAAGUAUCGUCUUGUCGUUAGGAUUACGAACUCGGAUGUGAUCUGCCAGAUUGUAACGGCUCGUGUUGAAGGAGACAAAGUGAUAGCAGCGGCGUACGCGCACGAGCUCCCUCGUUAUGGCAUCAAGGUUGGUCUGACGAACUUUGCUGCAGCCUAUGCCACUGGUUUACUCGUAGCCCGGCGGACGCUGACGAUUCUCGGGCUUGCCGAUGCAUACCAGGGUAAGGUUGAGGCGGACGGCGAGCUUUACCAGGUGGAGCCGGUCGGGGAGACCCGCCCCUUCCGAGCGGUGCUGGACGUCGGGCUCGUGCGAACGACGACUGGCCAUCGGGUGUUCGCGGCGAUGAAAGGCGCGGUUGAUGGAGGAAUCGAUAUUCCACACAGCGAGAAACGUUUCCCAAAGUAUAAGAAGGGAUCCGAGUUCGACCCUGAGGAGCUGAAAGCACGCAUAUAUGGUAACCACGUGGCCGACUACAUGCGAAUGCUACGAGAGGAAGAUCCCGAAAAGUACCAGCGGCAGUUCUCUCGUUAUAUUCAAGCAGGAAUUGAUCCCGAUCAGUUGGAGGACAUGUAUCGGGAGGCCCAUCGACGCAUCCGAGAAGAUCCACGCGCGGUUCUAACCGACAAGUCUCGUGUAACGAAGCGCCCACGAAAGACACCUAAGUUGAGUCGCGAAGAGAAGCAGGCGCGGCUGGCGGCGCGGUUAGCAGCGCUCGCCCGCUCUGGCGCCACGGAAUCGAUGGUAACCGUUUCAUGA
Molecule: messenger RNA, 897 nt
Organism: Cyanidioschyzon merolae strain 10D
Lineage: Eukaryota; Rhodophyta; Bangiophyceae; Cyanidiales; Cyanidiaceae
Product: 60S ribosomal protein L5
Exons: 1
Coding region: 1-897 (298 amino acids)
Biological process (GO): translation; ribosomal large subunit assembly
Cellular component (GO): cytosolic large ribosomal subunit; ribosome
Molecular function (GO): 5S rRNA binding; structural constituent of ribosome
Source: RefSeq, a predicted model, not a curated record